This is a messenger RNA of Yamadazyma tenuis ATCC 10573, 843 nucleotides long. Its product is annotated as NADPH-dependent 1-acyl dihydroxyacetone phosphate reductase. Gene Ontology annotation, biological process: triglyceride catabolic process; phosphatidic acid biosynthetic process. Gene Ontology annotation, molecular function: triacylglycerol lipase activity; acylglycerone-phosphate reductase (NADP+) activity. Gene Ontology annotation, cellular component: endoplasmic reticulum; lipid droplet. NCBI's taxonomy places the organism in Eukaryota, Fungi, Ascomycota, Pichiomycetes, Serinales, Debaryomycetaceae. The record is from RefSeq and is a predicted model, not a curated record.
AUGUCUGACAGUAGAACCGUGGUCGUUACAGGAGCCUCUUCAGGAAUUGGGUUGGCAGUAGCCAAGGAGUUUGCCUUGAAUGGUUACAAUGUUAUAGCUGGGGCUAGAAGACUUUCCUCUAUGGAAGAGUUGAAAAAGUACAGCAUCACAACUGUAGAGUUAGACAUCGCCUCCCCUGAAUCGGUUGAAAAACUUAGGAAGUUGGUUGAAACCGAAUACGAUGGGGCCAUCAAGUAUCUUUUGAAUAAUGCUGGUCAAAGCUGUACCUCAGCAGCUGUUGAAGUAUCUGAUGAUAAGCUCUCCAAAUGCUUCGAAGUGAAUGUUUUUGGUCAUAUAAGAGUUACCAGAGAAUUAGCUCCGUUUGUGAUAAAAACAAAAGGUACCAUUGGAUUCACUGGCUCUGUUCAAGGUAUCCUGGAAACCAUGUUUCUAGGAGUUUAUGCGAGUUCAAAGGCUGCAAUUCAGUCAUACGCUUCGGGGUUGGCGUUUGAAAUGGCACCUUUUGGCGUGAAGGUCAUCAACUUUGUUACAGGAGGUGUCAAUACCGCAAUGAGAGGAUUCAAUUUGAAAACUGUGCUUUAUAAUGAAGAGGGAUUGGAAGAGGUAGCGAAGGCCUACGAUUCACUUCCGAACAAAAACAUGGACGCCCAUGUCUAUGCGAAAAAGGUUGUCAAAGACUUCGAACAUUCUAAAUUGGGUGUUAUUCACCAUUAUAGAGGUACUGGGUCCACUAUUCUUUGGAUAGCUCAUACUUUCUUCCCCAAAUUCGUUUUGAGUAUGUUGUUUGUGCUGGCGUUUAAGUUAUCGACUCUUCUUAAAUCGAUAACUAACAAGUAUAAAUGA